UGGGAAAUGGCGGCCGCGGGCUUGGUGGCUGUGGCAGCGGCUGCGGAGUACUCUGGCCCCGUGGCGUCCGGGGGAAACCUCUCCGGUGCAAACUGUGGACCGAGCCCUGGACUAGGCCCUGGUCCUGGCCCGGGCUCGUGGAGCCGCUCGGUCGACCGAGCCCUGGAGGAGGCGGCGGUCACCGGGGUGCUGAGCUUGAGCGGCCGGAAACUGAGGGAGUUUCCCCGGGGAGCGGCCAACCAUGACCUGACGGACACCACCCGGGCCGACUUGUCACGGAAUCGCCUCUCAGAAAUUCCUAUGGAAGCAUGUCACUUUGUCUCUCUGGAAAGUCUUAACCUAUACCAGAAUUGUAUUCGGUAUAUCCCAGAGGCCAUUCUAAACUUACAAGCCCUGACAUUCUUAAAUAUUAGUCGGAACCAACUCUCGACAUUGCCAGUACACUUGUGUAAUUUACCAUUGAAAGUCUUAAUUGCUAGUAAUAACAAAUUGGUCUCACUUCCUGAAGAAAUUGGACAUCUCAGACAUUUGACGGAACUUGAUGUGAGCUGCAAUGAAAUUCAAACUGUACCUUCCCAAAUUGGUAAUCUGGAAGCCUUGAGAGACUUUAAUGUAAGAAGAAAUCAUCUAGUACGCCUGCCUGAAGAGCUGGCAGAAGUGCCUCUGAUACGACUAGACUUCUCGUGCAAUAAAGUCACAGCCAUCCCCGUAUGCUACCGGAACCUUAGGCACCUCCAGGUGAUCACCCUAGAAAACAACCCACUGCAGUCACCUCCUGCACAGAUAUGUAUAAAAGGCAAAAUCCACAUAUUUAAAUACCUGAACAUACAAGCUUGUAAGAUUGCUCCAGAUUUACCAGAUUAUGAAAGGAGACCAUUGGGAUUUGGCUCAUGCCAUGAAGAACUGUACUCACGUCCUUAUGGAGCCCUCGAUUCAGGCUUCAAUAGUGUGGAUAGUGGGGACAAGAGGUGGUCAGGAAAUGAGCCUACAGAUGAAUUUUCAGAUUUGCCGCUUCGAGUGGCAGAGAUUACUAAAGAGCAGAGACUUCGGAGAGAGAGCCAGUACCAGGAAAAUCGCAGCAGUGUGGUAGUCUCAAAUGGUGGAGUGGAGCAUGAUCUGGAUCAGAUUGACUACAUUGACAGCUGUACUACAGAAGAAGAAGAGAACGAUGUCAAACAGCACAAAGGCUUGGAUGCCAACAGUCUCAGCUCACAGUUCAUGGCAUACAUUGAACAACGGCGGAUCUCCCAUGAGGGUUCACCAGUAAAGCCAGUAGCUGUUAGAGAAUUUCAGAAAACAGAAGACAUGAAAAGAUACUCACAUCAAAGCAGGGUUCCAGCUGAGCCAUCCUCCGUGUUAUCACUGCCACCAAACCACAAUCGGCUUUCACAUUCAGACUUGGAGCUUCAUCAGAGGAGAGAACAGUCAGUCGAGUGCACUCGGAGAGAGGCACAGCUCGCAGCCCUGCAGUAUGAGGAGGAGAAAAUAAGGACUAAGCAGAUUCAGAGAGAUGCUGUCUUGGACUUUGUCAAACAGAAAGCAUCACAAAGUCCACAGAAACAGCAGCCUCCUGGAGAUGGUGAGUGUCCCCUCCCAUCCCGAAGGUCUCAGCACACAGAUGAUAGUGCCCUGUUAGUGUCGCUGUCAGGCAUGGAAAGAGUAAGCUGCGUGGCUACCCUGCCUCACUCUUCUGCCUUCACACCUCUUAAGAGUGACGACAGAGUCAAUGUCACCUCAAGCUUUCCUAAGACAGAGACAGUCCAUCAUUCCCCUGCAUAUUCUUUUCCUGCUGCUACCCAGAGAAAUCAGCCCCAGCGCCCUGAAAGCUUCCUUUUCCGAGCUGCCGUUAGGGCAGAAACCAAUAAAGGGCGUGCCUCACCCCUUCUGUCCUCUGCACCUGACCCUGCAGAUCCUGUAACGAGACAGAGAGAAGAGGAGCUGAGAUUAAUAGACCAGCUGCGCAAGCAUAUUGAGUACCGAUUAAAAGUAUCUCUGCCCUGUGAUCUUGGAGCAGCUCUGACUGAUGGUGUUGUACUUUGCCACUUGGCCAAUCAUGUUCGGCCUCGAUCUGUCCCAAGCAUUCAUGUCCCAUCUCCAGCCGUGCCUAAAUUAACAAUGGCAAAAUGCAGGCGAAAUGUGGAGAACUUCCUGGAAGCUUGCAGAAAAAUCGGUGUACCCCAGGAGCAAUUAUGUUUGCCUCUGCACAUUUUAGAAGAGAAGGGGUUGAGCCAGGUUGCCGUGACUGUCCAGGCCCUCCUGGAACUUGCCCCACCCAAGCAGCAGCAGCAGCCCCCACCCCAGCUCUCUGCUGUCUGAGGACUCCCAGGGCCCUGGGUGUUGACACAGCCAAAACAAGGAACAGGAGGAUGCGAUUGCUGGCCCCGCCUGCUCACAUAGCCCUAUGCAUUCCUAGAAGCCCUGUCUUCAUGAUUCCUGCCAGGAAUGUUUGCUUCAUCUCUCCAUUUUAGGGGAAAUUAUUUCCACUAUUUUUUGUUUUUAAUGAAGACACAAUCCUCUUAAGUGGAACUUUCAUUACUGAGGACUCAACAUGGAAGCCUAAGCUGGCUCUGCUUUCUUCGUGGGGAGCAGGUUCAUUUUUCAUGCCAGAGACAGGAUCUUGGAAGCCGCAUAUUUCUCUCUCAGAAGACAGACAUGCUGCUGUCUUUCCGGUUCCCGGGUUCUACUCGCUGGUUUCCACAGUUGGGCUUCAUUCUCCUGGAGCAUUUGUGAAAUCCAGAUUUGCAUCAGAGGUUUUGGCUGUGGCCUGGGAACCUGCAUUUCCAGCAGACGUUGAAGUUGCUCUCAGGCAGUAGAGACUGUGCCAAGACACAUAGUUAUGUGGUUUGGGUACCACCCUCCUGCACUUUUCAACUGCAUUCAAAUCAAAGGCUAUGUUAUGAUGACUUGGACAAUUCUGUCAAAAAGAACAAAAAUAAUAGAGAAGCCUUCAAUUUUGCACUGUAUAACAGUUAUUUAAAACCAGUGUCCAGGCCUCUCCACAGCCCUGCCCGCUCCCACCCCAUCUUUUUCUAGAGGGUGGUUCUGUGCAUCACCCUGCCAUUUCCUAAGCACAGGCACUCUACACACAGUUCUAAGCUGUACAGUGUAACUUGCACUACUCAACAGUAUUUGCAUUUGCCUCAGUGAGCCCUGCAUGCUGAUCCCAGGGCACUUGAACCAGGCGUGGCAUAUGCAGUAAAAGCUCUCUGGCUCAUGGGACACCGAACACAACGCCAGAAGAGGUGAAGGAAGCCACACUUCUUAGAGUCCUUGCAGGUGACAGCCAGUUUCCUUAGCUUUAAGAAAGCACUCGAGCAGCUUCCUGUCUCUCAUCUAGCCCCUCCCCCGUCCACCGCCUGUGCCUUACUCCUUUGCUGUGCGCAGACAACAGAAGGACCUAGGGCUCCAGCACAAAGUAGGCGUCUUCGUGUAAACCUAAGUACACAGGCGUUUCUUCCCCUAGGUUUUGCACACUUGUUAGUUGUUGUGUCUUUGAUGUGGCCAGUAGAGUAAUUACAUAAAAGCUGUUUCAUAAGGUAUCCCCUGCAGUCUUCCCAAGGCUUGCAUUUGAGAACAGUAUUUACCCUGUGCGGCAUCCAAAAGUAAUAUCUUCGAUACUGGACCAUGUUCCAUCCCCAGUACCACCAGAAGUAAGGUGCAGAGAGGCACAGGAGCCUGUAAUUCCAGAAGUGGGAGCUGGGUGGUCAGGAUUUGGCCGGAUGCUAGGCAGCUACAGGCCACCUGGGCUACAUUAGACUGGCUGAAGCGCUGCCUCAGCAGCUGAGGACACUUCCUCCUCUUGCAGAGAGUCGGGGUUCAGUUCCCAGCGCCCUGAGAUGACUUCCUCAGGUACCAGGCAUGUACAUGGUACA
Molecule: messenger RNA, 3872 nt
Organism: Microtus ochrogaster (prairie vole)
Lineage: Eukaryota; Metazoa; Chordata; Mammalia; Rodentia; Cricetidae
Gene: Lrch3
Product: leucine rich repeats and calponin homology domain containing 3
Cellular component (GO): cytoplasm
Molecular function (GO): protein binding
Source: RefSeq, a predicted model, not a curated record